This is a messenger RNA of Tetrahymena thermophila SB210, 660 nucleotides long. RefSeq names its product glutathione S-transferase, amine-terminal domain protein. The record is from RefSeq and is a predicted model, not a curated record. The transcript has a single exon. Gene Ontology annotation, molecular function: glutathione transferase activity. Gene Ontology annotation, biological process: glutathione metabolic process. NCBI's taxonomy places the organism in Eukaryota, Ciliophora, Oligohymenophorea, Hymenostomatida, Tetrahymenidae.
AUGAUUACUUUCGGCUAUUGGAACAUUAGAGGCUUUGGCUAACCUAUCCGCUUCUUGCUUGCUUAUUUAGGAGUGAAAUACACCAAUAAAACUUAUGCCUCUCUUGAAGAAUGGUUUGGAAAUGACAAAGACAAUCUUGGUUUAGAAUUCCCUAAUCUUCCAUAUUUAAUUGAUGGAGAUGUUAAGCUCAUUGAGUCUUUCGCUAUUCCUGUCUACUUAAUUAAGAAGUACAAAUAAUUCUAACUUUUAGGAUUAUAAGCUGAUGGAUCUAGCACCAAUAAAGAAGUAAAAGUCACUCAGUUAAUGGGAGUUAUCAGAGAUAUAGCAAAAGAAAUCAAUUUAACUUGCUUCAGACCUGAUUUCUAUGAAGUAAAAGAGAAGGUUUAUACAGAAAAAGUUGAGUAUAUGUUUAAAAAACUUACAAAUUUUUUAGGAAACAAGUUAUUUUUGUUGGAGAGAUUGACUUAUGCAGAUUUUCAUUUCUAUGAGUUGGUUAACCGUGUAUAAUACAUAUACCCUUAAGCAAUGACUGCAGCCCUAACUGCUUAUUUAAAAAGAUUUGAAAACUUGCCUGGCAUCAAAGAAUAUAUAGCAAAUCCAAAUAUUAACCUUAAGGCUCACUUACCUGGUUUUAUGGCAACUUGGACUGGCCCUUAAUGA